ACGAACCUAAACCAUGUGUGUGGGUUGGUUUUGUCAACGCUCCGUUCAGCUGACUGACCAUCGACUCGCUCAUCAAUCCAAUCCUCGUCUUCUCAAAAAAACAAUUCUCAUCCCCUCUUGAGCGCAUCGAAUCGGCCGGGUUGGAAUCGGACUCGAUGCUGCUUCUCUUCCUCUCCCUCUUGGUGCUUCUGCCAUUGCCCCCCCUCCCCCACGCAUCCGCCGACGCCGACAUCUGCAUCGUCGGCGGUGGCAUCUCCGGCGCCUCCACCGCCUUCUUCCUCACCAACUACACCACCUCCCUCGCUGGAGCGCAGCUGCGCGUCUUCGAGCGCCGUCACAAGGUGGGCGGCCGCCUCGGCACCGUCACUCUCGCGGGCGACAGCUUCGAGGCCGGGGGCUCCAUUAUCCACCCCCGCAACCUCCACGCGCGCCGCUUCACCGACCUCCUGGGCCUCGCCGCCAAGGCCGGCGGCGACGACGACGACUGGCUAGGGAUCUGGGACGGCAAAAGCUUCAUCUUCCAGACGCUCCGCCCACCGCCAACCGGCAGCUCCUGGUGGCGUCGCAAGCUGCACAGCCUCGUCAACUCGCUGCUGCUGCUCAGGCGAUAUGGCAUGUCCCUGCUCAAGAUGGACAAGUUUGUCCAGGAAAUGCUGCAACGGUUUAUGCUCUUCUACAAUGGCUUGGAGUCUCGCCCUGUCUUUGACACGGUUGAGGAGAUGCUCCAAUGGACGGGUCUCUAUGGCCUCACCCGCAGGACCCUUGAGGAGGAGCUGCUCGAUGCCGGCCUCAACACCCAAACAAUAGCAGAGCUUGUCACUGUUAUCACAAGGAUCAACUAUGGCCAAAGCACACACAUAAGUGGCCUGGCUGGCGCCGUGUCUUUAGCUGGAUCUGAGUCAGGAUUAUGGGCUGUCGAAGGGGGCAACUGGCAGCUAGCUGCUGGAUUGCUAAAGACCUCUAACGCAACCUUGCAUCUUCAAGAAGGCAUCGACUCAAUCACUGAUGCUGGGGAUUACUAUGUUCUGAGAUCCAAUACUGGGAGCGAAUACAACUGUACGGUGACUGUAGUGGCAACACCACUUGACGAGGUGAACAUUACGUUUAGCCCUCCAAUCUCCAUUCCGCUGAGGAAGAUGCAGCACACACAUGCGACCUUUGUCAGAGGCCUAUUGAACCCUGUAUAUUUUGGUCUAAACUCAGCAUCAAAUAUUCCAGAGCUGAUUGGCACCCUAGAGCUCCCUGAUAUCCCUUUCUCGUGCAUCUCAGUUCUGAAGAGGUACAGCGAAGAUGACAUGGCCUACAAGAUGUUCUCACGUGCAAAGCUGGAUGAUGGUUUACUGGAUCAGAUAUUCAGCAAGAGGAAAGAGACGAUCCGGAUAAACUGGGCUGCUUACCCGCACUACCAAGCCCCCGAAGAGUUUGCUCCGAUAGUGCUGGACGGGAAGCAGCUGUACUACGUGAACACCUUUGAGAGCGCGGCGAGCGCCAUAGAGACGGGUGCCGUGGCAGCAGAGAAUGUGGCACGGCUCAUCAUUUCGAGGCGUUCUCUACCGCAGCGAGGAGUGGAGCCUGAUGCUCCUCAUAUCAAGCCAUUCGCGGAGCAGGAGGAAGAAGGAUCCCAGCGUCGGCAUGUAGACCUGUGAUUCUGUGAAGCUGGGCUGGGAUGUGCCUGUGCCUGUGAAACUUUGUAUAGAUUUUAGCUGGGCACUCUAGGCGCAACAGAUGCAUUAUGUGUGGAGCUGUGGCACUCUGGCUUUUAGCUGUGUUGAUUGAGUUGUACUCGACUACUAUUACUUGAGUGUCUGCUGUUGAGUUGCAGCGGCAUUUUGGUACAUUUGAUUUGGUGACGAAUGUUUUGUAGAUGGAUGAUACAAUAUAUCAUACUGUAGCACUUUUGUUUGUAUUUGAUAAACAUUGUCUAAUCAUAGAUCAACUAGACUCAAAA
Sorghum bicolor (sorghum) is the source of this 1948-nucleotide messenger RNA. RefSeq names its product farnesylcysteine lyase. The transcript has 5 exons. NCBI's taxonomy places the organism in Eukaryota, Viridiplantae, Streptophyta, Magnoliopsida, Poales, Poaceae. Gene Ontology annotation, biological process: prenylcysteine catabolic process; prenylated protein catabolic process. Bases 156 to 1646 code for a protein of 496 amino acids. Gene Ontology annotation, molecular function: prenylcysteine oxidase activity. The record is from RefSeq and is a predicted model, not a curated record.